Mugil cephalus (flathead mullet) is the source of this 1495-nucleotide messenger RNA. RefSeq names its product tubulin polymerization-promoting protein family member 3 (gene tppp3). Gene Ontology annotation, biological process: microtubule bundle formation; positive regulation of protein polymerization; microtubule polymerization. Gene Ontology annotation, molecular function: tubulin binding. Gene Ontology annotation, cellular component: microtubule. Bases 163 to 699 code for a protein of 178 amino acids. Lineage: Eukaryota; Metazoa; Chordata; Actinopteri; Mugiliformes; Mugilidae. The transcript has 4 exons. The record is from RefSeq and is a predicted model, not a curated record.
CCCUGAUGUUGCACAGGACGUGGUCAUGGGAACGGGGUAAACAGAUGACAACAAGCCCUCAGCACUUCAGAGCUCAUGUGAAUGCUGCGACCGCCACCGAGGGCCAGAAGAGGGAGAGCAGAGACAGACGGAGGACGGAGCUGAGACAGAUAUCUUCCCAUCAUGGCGGAGAGCGCUGACAUGGAGGAGCUUCUCACGGCUUUCAGGAAGUUUGCCGUCCACGGGGACACGAAGGCCACGGGGAAGGAGCUGAACGGGAAGAACUGGGCCAAGCUGUGCAAAGACUGCAAGAUCAUCGACGGCAAGAACGUGACCGGCACCGACGUGGACAUCGUCUUCUCCAAAGUCAAACAGAAGACGUCUCGAGUCAUCACCUACGAGGAGUUUCAGAAAGCUCUGGAGGAUCUGGCUCCAAAGAGGUUCAAGGGCCAGAGCAAAGAGGAGGCGCUGCAGUCCAUCUUCAGACUGGUGGAAGGCCGGGAACCCACCAACGUGGGAGUGACGAAAGUGGCGAAGACGGCGGCGGUGGACCGUCUGACCGACACGUCCCGUUACACGGGAUCACACAAGGAACGGUUCGAUGACACCGGCAAGGGCAAAGGUCGGGAAGGCCGGGAGGAGAUCGUGGAGAACACGGGCUACGUUGGAGCGUACAAGAACGCCGGGACGUACGACGCCAAGACCAAGCCUGAGAAGUAAGGAGGCGGCAGGAGGCACAGCUCCUCUACAGCACUUAGACUGGACCAGACCCUGGACGAUGUGUUUGAACUGGGUUCACAUCAGAUCAGACAGAAGCAGCGCCCCCCUGAGUCUGAAAUGUUCAUCACACAUCUGGACUGAGUCUUCAGUCUCUGUAGUCUCACUCAGACCAGACUCUGUGUCCUCAGUCCACAGUGUGUGAGACAGUUUCCAGAUUAAUUACAGACGUCCUGUUUGCUCCUGAUCUCACGGCUCCUCCUGUAAUUUAAACCCUGUCCUGAAGCGAGUCCUGUAGAACAACCACAGAUCACUGAGACGCUGUUCUACUGAGACUCUUCUCUCUAACUGGACACCAGAGAUUUCAUCAGAUCUAAAAACCAUGUUUAAUGUGUCAUGACUCUGUCUUUGCCUAAGCUUCAGCUCGGUGGCGCCCCCUAGGGGACACAUUAGUCUUUAUCCUGCUGAACGUCGACUACACAUCACGUCCUGUCGUCUAACGUCCUCAAGAACCAGGAGCUAAAUGUUCUCCAGUAAUCGUUGUUUGUCUGAAAGAAGCUUUUUUUUUAGAGUCAUUCCUUAGUUAAAUCUUUAUUAAUCAGACCUGCUUCAUAUUUUGACAGCAUCCAGAUUCACUCUCAUCUCAUUGAUGUUUUGUAAUUUUCUGAUCUGAAAUCUGCAUAUUUUAAAAUAUAUAAACAUUUUAAACGUGCUUCAUCAUCUUUGUGCCUGACUUGAACUGUUUACACAUGGAGUUGAUGCAGGUGACUCUACUGAAUGAAUAAAAUCUCUAAAAGUG